Molecule: messenger RNA, 3300 nt
Organism: Mauremys reevesii (Reeves's turtle)
Lineage: Eukaryota; Metazoa; Chordata; Testudines; Geoemydidae
Gene: EMC2
Product: ER membrane protein complex subunit 2
Exons: 12
Coding region: 54-1061 (335 amino acids)
Biological process (GO): protein folding in endoplasmic reticulum
Cellular component (GO): EMC complex
Molecular function (GO): protein binding
Source: RefSeq, a predicted model, not a curated record
AUGCUCAGCGAGUGACCGCGCCGGGGCGCCGGGGAGGACGUGACGCCGGCAAGAUGGCGAAGGUCUCGGAGCUGUACGAUGUGACCUGGGAAGGAGAAUCUGAGUGCCCCCCAAAGUAUAUCCUUGCAGCAUCACUCAAAUAUAACGCACUCAGGGUUGGAGAGGGUGACAUCCAGAUGGACAAAUGGCAGUCAUGGUUGAGAGAGGAGAUGCGUGAUAAAAUGAGGAAGUGGAGGGAAGAAAACUAUCGGAACAGCGAGCAGAUAGUGGAAGUUGGAGAAGAGUUAAUUAAUGAAUAUGCAUCUAAGCUUGGGGAUGACAUAUGGAUAAUAUAUGAACAGGUGAUGAUUGCUGCCCUGGACUGCAGUCGGGAUGACUUGGCAUCGUUUUGUCUUCAGGAGCUAAGGCGACAAUUCCCUGGGAGCCACAGAGUUAAGCGAUUAACUGGCAUGAAAUUUGAAUACAUGGAAAGGUACGAUGAUGCCAUCCAGCUAUAUGACAGAAUUUUACAAGAAGAUUCAACCAAUACAGCAACAAGAAAGCGUAAGAUUGCCAUUCGAAAAGCCCAGGGGAAAAAUGUUGAGGCCAUCCGAGAGCUGAAUGAGUAUCUGGAACAAUUUGUUGGGGACCAAGAAGCUUGGCAUGAACUUGCAGAACUUUACAUCAAUGAGCAUGAUUAUGCAAAGGCGGCCUUCUGUUUGGAGGAGCUUAUGAUGACUAAUCCACACAACCACUUAUAUUGUCAGCAAUUUGCUGAAGUUAAAUAUACCCAAGGCGGGCUUGAAAACCUGGAACUAUCAAGAAAAUAUUUUGCACAAGCAUUGAAACUGAACAACAGAAACAUGAGGGCUUUGUUUGGACUAUACAUGUCUGCCAGCCAUAUUGCUUCCAAUCCUAAAGCAAGUGCAAAAAUGAAAAAGGACAAUAUGAAGUAUGCCAGUUGGGCAGCUAACCAAAUCAAUAGAGCUUACCAGGUUGCAGGUCGCAGUAAGAAAGAGACUAAGUACUCUUUGAAGGCAGUGGAAGACAUGUUGGAAGCCCUGCAAAUCACUCAAUCUUAGGCUGUCACAAAGAGAUCUAAUGUUAGAUUUUACAACUCCAUGUUCAACCUUUAAUGAUCUAUGAGUUAUGUUACUUUAAAUGCCUAAUUCCAUUGUUAGUUAAUGUGCUAUCUUAAAGGAUGUUUUUAUGAAAAUUUAAAAUGUCUAUUUAUUGCUGCUGUGAAGAAGACACAUGAAAACUCACUGAAAUGUAUAACUUAUCCCAGGAAGAUAACAAAGAAAUUAAAUGUAUUGCACAUCAGUCUCUUUAGAUCUUAUAUGUACAGUGACUGCUUUUUAAGCCAUAACCUGAUGUAGAAAUAAACUUGUUAAAUGAUCAAGUACAAUUAUGUAUUGGGCCUGCAGACUUGUACAUAUAGAUGAAAUUAUCUUAAUUGAAUACUUGAGUUAAAAUGUGGUAAAAGGUAAACAAUUACUGAGCAGUAUUCAUUAUACAAACAUGAAUCAUUACUGUUCCUGUGCACAGUUUAUUCAAGAAUACAUUUGAUAUUAAAGUUUUUAAGAUAUUUUCUUGUGUAUAGAAAUGAAAGCAAUAUAAUCAUGCCCUUGGUUUCAGUGAAAAUAACUCACAUGCUUAAAGAUAAGCAUAUGCUUAAUGCUUUGCUGGAGCCUUUGUGUAUAAAUGCAUGAGCAAGUAUCUGCUUGUCUAUGCAGCUAUGUGAUUGGGGCAUCUGCCUGCACAUUUUUUAUUUGUGCAGUUAAGGACAGUAGGAAACCACCUCAUGCUUCAAGAGCUAUGUGAAUACAGUAUUGUGUACUAGUUGUGAUAUUUACUGAGCAAAACAGUGCAACUCGUGGUUUAUGAAUCUUUGGUUCAGUCAGAAUUAAGCUGCUGUUAAUUCAUAAACUAUGGCAAUUUAAUCAUGCAGAUGUUUCUUGUACUGCAGUUUCAGCAGUAGGACUGCAGAGUGGAAAUUAUAUCAACUAAAAAAUUCCAGUCGGAAAUACUUCAACCCUUGAUUUUAUGAUGGAUAUCAACAUAAUUAAUAGUACAGCUCAUAUUUGAAACUUCAUAUUCUUCUAUACCCAGAGCGAGGUUAAGUCAAAGGCACUAUAAGCCUUCUUAAGGCCCCAAUUCAUGUGGUCAUGUGAUGAGAUCAGAGACUUUCAGCUUUCACUGAAAUAAAUAAAAGUUUCUGUCCCUCAUGGAUUCACAAAAUAGCUUGAAAACAUGACCCAAGGAUAACUGAUAUCUGCCAGAGUCUGCCUACAAUAGCUUCAAAAUGUGAACUGACUUAUUCAUCUUAACUCUGAAACAUGCUUCCACCCCAAGCAGGAGUGGGGUAUGGGCAGUGGGGCCUUGAGAUGUGGGUUUUGCCCUAGAUUGCCUUAAUUCAAUCUUGCUAAAUGUCAAAAGGCAUGUAUUAUAAUGGACUAGUUCACAUUUCAGAAACAUGGUUUACUUCAUUUGGGUCACUUCACCUCACAAAGAUUUAAAACAAAAUUCAUUAAUUUAGUUUUACAGUGAAUCAUUGAAACAAAGCAUGAAGUUUUUCCAAACAAUGGGUUGAAAAUUUGGUAAAAUUAUUGAAAAAUAGCAGGUACGUUUUCCCAUAGGUACUUGUUAAACGUGAAGCCAGUGAUGUAUGUAUUUUGGUUUUACAUGAAUUGCCUUUGAUUAGUCAAUUCAGAAUUAGCUAUAUUAUUUAUAAUAUUUACUAUCAAGUGUAGGAAUAAAAGCUAGGAUUUCUUUUCCACAUUAGGAAUGUUUUCAGUAUUAAUUGUACCAAGAUUAGAAAGUGGCAGUUCUCACAAACAUUUUCUGUCCUUAAUUAUGAUCUUAUUCCUCAUCAGUUCCACAGUCAAAGGAUUUCCACCUCCAGAUUACUUCUAUAUAAAAAGUUGCCCUGUCUUAUGGGAUAUACUUUAAAUAUUUAAAAUUUCACUUUUAUACUAAUAGCUAAAACAAAUGUAUGUAUUCAACCAGUUCGUGAGUAAAUCAAGGAGAUACUUUAUUACAAUAACUGAUUCACAGGGCCUUUUUAUUGUGUACUUUUAAGAUGGCAAUAAUAUGUCAAUAGAGAAUAUUAAGUGUGAAACUCUCAAAAGUAAACCUAGAGAUUUCUUCAUGAAUUUACAGCCUUAUACUGUAGGAGUGCGCCAUCUAGAGUUUUAAAAAACUCCAUUAAUUUCUACAGCACAUUCUCCAAAAAUGUGUUUGCAUCCUGCAGAUCAAAAAGAAUGGGAAGCUCUAGCAAAACACAUCUGUACAAAAAUAAAGUCUCUUCUUUGCCUCAGA